Messenger RNA from Exserohilum turcica Et28A, 838 nucleotides. RefSeq lists its product as uncharacterized. The transcript is spliced from 2 exons. Gene Ontology annotation, cellular component: mitochondrion. The record is from RefSeq and is a predicted model, not a curated record. NCBI's taxonomy places the organism in Eukaryota, Fungi, Ascomycota, Dothideomycetes, Pleosporales, Pleosporaceae. The coding region runs from base 36 to 764 and encodes 242 amino acids.
GAGAGAGAGCCACAUCUACACACAGCCCGCAAAUCAUGAUUCUCAGACGCCCACUUCGCAGCGCAACGUCGGCCGCCGUCUCGAUACCAAAGACAUGCGUGCGCCACCUCCAGCACUCGAUUCCCAUGCGGCCAGUGCCGAAGCCGAUACCGUUUAUCCCAGACCACACGGCGUUUCUGAGCGCGAUUGGGCGGGGGCUGUCUGCGCACGCGACAAAGAUACCGUCGUGGGAAGCGCUCUUCACACUGACGUCGCCGCAGCUCAAGGAGCUGGGUGUGGAGCCCGCGCGCUCCCGCCGGUACCUGCUGCACUGGCGGGAAAAGUUCCGGAAUGGCGAGUACGGCAUUGGCGGCGACUGCAAGCACGUUAGCGACGGCGUGGCGGAACUCAAGGUCGUGGACGCUCCUGUGCCGCCGAACCCGCUGCUUGGUAGCACGAUUAGUCCGCGGUCGGCGGCUGCAACGGCGACGCAUGAUCCCGGGACGAGGAAGCUUGUAGUCAACAUACCGGCGGGUGCUAAGGAGCCCAUGGAGCCUGUGGAGACGCUGGCGAAAGUCCAGGGCGUGGUUAUAAAAGGUGCAAAGACGAUUAAAGGUAGUUUUGUGGAGCCCGUCAAGGGAAGCGGAGGGCUUCGUGCGAGGAUAAGGCUGCAGGAGGGGAUCUGGGAAGAGAGGAGGGGCCACAAGGUCGAUGGUGGUGAGAGGAGGAAGGCAGAGGUGCGGGCGAAGAGGAGGGCGGCUGAGAAUAAGGAAAAGGCCCGGUAGAUGCACUUGACAUGGAGCAGAUGAAGAUAGGCUUGCUUGUACUAUCAAUGUUUAUAUUAUGUGGACAUGUACAU